Molecule: messenger RNA, 2234 nt
Organism: Cervus elaphus (red deer)
Lineage: Eukaryota; Metazoa; Chordata; Mammalia; Artiodactyla; Cervidae
Gene: MRGBP
Product: MRG domain binding protein
Exons: 5
Coding region: 533-1261 (242 amino acids)
Biological process (GO): regulation of transcription by RNA polymerase II
Cellular component (GO): NuA4 histone acetyltransferase complex; nucleus
Source: RefSeq, a predicted model, not a curated record
GGUUAACCCGCAAGGCCCAAUGCUGGUCACCCUGGAGGCCUGGGGCGGGAAGGCUGUACCCUGACGUCCCUGCCCCGGUGUGCAGGAGCCUCUCUGUGCAGCGCUCAGGCCAAGGGUCAGCUAGAGGCAGUGGAAGCCCUUGGAGCCCCCACUCGCAGGAACUGUAGGUUGCCUGUUCUUUUUCUUCUUUGCUUCUUACUGAGGUGCAGCUUGCAAUCCCGCCAUCGUAAGCGCAGAGUUCAGCGGGGUUUACCCCGAGCUGUGCAGCCACCGGCACAAUCUAAUUUAGGGCAUUUCCCUCUGUCUACGCAAACCCACUCCUUCGCCUGAUCCGCCGGCUCUGCCCGCGCUGCGCCGCGGGACCGGGCCGCCUGGGGGCGCGGCGACCCAGCGCUCAGCUGCGCCUGCGCCUGCGCCGCGCGAGAGCCCGAGAGCGAGCCCGUCGAGCGCGCGCCCACGCCGCGAGUGCGCCUGCGCGGAGCUCGUGGCCGCGCCCGCUCCCGCCCGGGGCUCCUCGCUGGCCGGCGGGGCCAUGGGGGAGGCCGAGGUGGGCGGCGGCGGUGCGGCUGGCGACAAGGGGCCGGGGGAGGCUGCCACCAGCCCGGCCGAGGAGACGGUGGUGUGGAGCCCCGAGGUGGAGGUGUGCCUCUUCCACGCCAUGCUGGGCCACAAGCCCGUCGGUGUGAAUCGGCACUUCCACAUGAUCUGCAUCCGAGACAAGUUCAGCCAAAACAUCGGUCGGCAGGUCCCAUCCAAGGUCAUCUGGGACCACCUGAGCACCAUGUAUGACAUGCAAGCACUGGUGAGCUGGACCCCCGCAGCCAGAGCCACUGGCAGAGAGCCCCCUCCACACCGCCUCCCCCCGCCCCCACCAGGUCCUGGCCUCAGGGACCUUGACAUCCAGGAUGUCCCACAGCACGAGUCUGAGAUUCUUCCGUUCCCAAAUCCAGAGAGGAAUUUUGUCCUUCCAGAAGAAAUCAUUCAAGAAGUCCGAGAAGGAAAAGUGAUCAUCGAGGAGGAAAUGAAAGAGGAAAUGAAGGAAGAUGUGGACCCCCACAACGGGGCUGAUGAUGUUUUUUCAUCUUCAGGAAGCUUGGGGAAAGCAACAGAAAAGUCCAGCAAAGACAAAGAAAAGAACAACUCGGACUUGGGGUCCAAAGAGGGGUCAGACAAGCGGAAGCGCAGCCGGGUCACUGACAAAGUCCUGACCGCCAACAGCAACCCCUCCAGCCCCAGUGCAGCCAAGCGGCGCCGGACGUAGACACUUGCAGCAGGCGGGUGCUGUGGUCUCCAGGCAGUCGGCGGGUCAAAUGCCACCAGCCCUGCUGCCUGCCCUCGGGUGCCAGAGGCUCCUGAGGUGUCACUCAGACCAUCUGGGCUCGGAUGGCCCCCAACGCCCAGGACGGGUCCCGCUCAGAUGCUGAGACCCAGGAUGUGUGAGCCCAGGCCGCGUCCUCUCUGGACACUCGUGGGUCCCAUCGCAUUGGCUCAGCUGCACCUGGGGCCAAGCGUUGGCAUGGGCCUGAGGACCAGGCUGCGUGGGCAGAGAGCGGGCACAGCAAGCAAUAAAACAUGGACUGCCUCUCUGCUCUGAGGGGCUCGGGUCUUCCCGUUUGUCCGUCUGUCCACCAGUCAAAGGCUCGCUCUCAACUGACUGCAGCCUCAGGGAAGCGUCAGGCCGCAGGCGCCGGCCCUUCCACCACCAGGGAGACUGAGAACUGGGUACUUUGCCUCAUUCACCUGUACUGUAAUGAUGUAUAUAAUUUGGUUGGUAUUUCACUAUUUAAUUUUUAAGAAGCCUAUUUUACUAGGGUUUUAUAUGAAAAAAGUACUGCAGAAGUUGAACCUGUGUUGUAUUUUUUCCUGAGAUGUUUUGUUUUAAGGUAACAGACUACUGAGAUACUUUUCACUCAGUUUUUAUAUGCCAGAUACAAAGAAUUUGUAGCGGUUAUUUUUGUAUUCUCGAGUCACUGCACUGGCAAACAGACCAAAUGAAUGAGCAGAGGGAGGCAGGCUGAGGGAGGAUGCAGCCUGGGCACCAGGCUGACCCAGACACACUUACUUUUGACUGAGGGACAUUAAAGCACAAAAAAGCAACUGGAGUUGUGUGAUUGUGAUACCAAAGUUAACUUUUCUUAUAGUAGGAGGUUGUCUUUUUCAAGAUUUAUAACUGAAGCUAGGCUUUGAUGUACUUGGAUCACUUGAUACAAUGAAUAUACAAACUAGUAACAGGU